CCUGGUUGUUUCGCUUCGAGCCGCUUUAGCUGCCGGAAGUAAUUUCGCGUUGGAUGCUGGGAUCUUGGUGAUGUGGCCCCCCCUUACUUCCCCCUCCCCGCCCCGGUAUGUCGGAAGAGACCAGACAGAGCAAAUUGGCCGCGGCCAAGAAAAAGCUGAGAGAGUAUCAGCAGAAGAACAGUCCUGGUGUUCCUGCAGGAGCAAAGAAGAAAAAAAAGAUAAAAAAUGGCAGUAGCCCUGAGACAACCACUGCUGGUGGUUGUCAUUCACCUGAGGAUAUUCAGGACAUUCUGAAGGUGCUGGUGUCCGACCUUAACCAUUCCAAUGGGGUAGCGCUCCCCCCAUUGGACAAGUGGAAGGUACCCAAAGACCACACUGCUCCUGCACCACCAGCUGCUGAUGACAGCGUGUCACUUGGCCGUGUCCCUUCCCCAGGCCCUACUCUCCCUAGCCUGGAGUCACCUCAGAACCAUGAUGCCAACAUUGGUCCUAAUAUUAUGGAUGAAACAAAGACUUUCUCAUCAACCGAGAGCCUGCGACAACUUUCUCAACAGCUCAAUGGUCUUGUAUCUGAGUCUACAUCAUACAUCAAUGGAGAAGGCCUCUCAUCAUCUGCUAACAUGAAGGAUCUGGAGAGCCGGUACCAAGAGCUAGCAGUAGCCCUGGACUCCAGCUAUCUAACAAACAAACAACUCAGUAGCAAGAUAGAGGAAUUGAAACAGCAGAAUCAAGACACUCUGGAUCAACUGGAAAAAGAGAAAAAGGCGUGUCAAGAGAAGUUGGCAAAGGAGCAGGGAGCUCUAAGGGAACAGUUGCAGGUUCACAUCCAGACCAUAGGAAUUCUGGUGUCUGAGAAAGCAGAAUUACAGACAGCCCUGGCUCACACUCAGCACGCAGCCAGGCAGAAAGCAGGAGAGUCUGAGGGUCUUGCUGGCCGUCUGCAGUCUUCCCGACAGCGUGUAGGAGAGCUGGAACGGACUCUGUCUGCUGUCUCCACACAGCAAAAGAAGGCAGACAGGCACAACAAGGAGCUAACCAAAGAGAGAGAUGCCCUCAGGCUGGAGUUGUACAAGAACAACAUAAAUAACGAGGAUCUGAAGCAGCAGAACUCAGAAUUGGAAGAGAAGCUCCGUGUGGUGCUGGCAGAGAAAGCAGCUAUGCAGCUGGGGGCGGAGGAGCUCCAAAAGAAGCUGGAGAUGUCUGAGCUGCUGCUGCAACAAUUCUCUAGCCGGUCUGAAGCCCCUGAUAGUAACCAGCAGUUACAGCAGGCCGUAGAGGAGCGGGCACAGCUGGAGAAACAUGUGGGGCAGCUGAUGGAGUCAUUGAAACAACUGCAGGUGGAGAGAGACCACUAUGCAGAGAACCUGAAAGGAGAGAGCGCCAUGUGGCAGCAGAGGAUGCAGCAGAUGUCAGAGCAGCUGCGCACAUUGAAGGAAGAGAAGGAACAGAGUGAGAGUCGGGUUCAGGAGUUGGAGACUAACUUGGCAGAACUGAGGAGCCAGAUGGUGGAGCCCCCACCCGUGGAGCCCCCUGCAGGGCCCUCAGAGGCAGAGCAGCAGCUGCAGGCAGAUGUGGAGCAGCUGCAGAAGGAACUGGAGAACCUGGCUGGAAAGCUCCAUGCCCAGGUGCAGGAUAACAAUAGCCUGAGUCGCCUGAAUCGAGAGCAGGAGGAGCGGCUGCUGGAGCUCGAGCAUGCUGCGGAGCUCUGGGGCGAGCAGGCAGAGGAGCGCAAGCAGAUCCUGGAGAGCAUGCAGAAUGACCGCACCACCAUCAGCCGCGCGCUCUCCCAGAACCGUGAGCUCAAGGAGCAGCUGGCGGAGCUGCAGAACGGCUUCGUAAGGCUGACGAAUGAGAAUAUGGAGAUCACCAGUGCGCUGCAGUCAGAGCAGCACGUCAAGAAGGAGCUGGCCAAGAAGUUGGGUCAGCUACAGGAGAAGCUGGGAGAGCUAAAGGAGACGGUGGAGCUGAAGAGCCAGGAGGCUCAGGGUCUGCAACAGCAGCGAGACCAGUACCUGUCUCACCUGCAGCAGUACGUGGCAGCCUAUCAACAGCACGUGGCUGCCUAUCAGCAGCUGACCUCCGAGAAGGAGGCGCUGCACAAGCAGGUUCUGCUGCAGACUCAGCUUAUGGACCGGCUGCAGCAUGAAGAGGUGCAGGGCAAGAUGGCAGUGGAGAUGGCCCGCCAGGAGUUGCAGGAGACCCAGGAGCGCCUAGAAGCCACCAGUCAGCAAAACCAACAGCUACAGGCCCAGCUGAGCCUCCUGGCUCUCCCUGGGGAAGUAGAAGAUGAAAUGGACAAGGAAGAAAAGGAGGAGGAGGCUUCUCGGCCCAGUUUGACCAUCCCAGAGGACCUGGACAGCCGAGAGGCCAUGGUGGUAUUUUUUAAUGCGGCUCUAGCCAGUGCCGAGGAAGAGAAGGCACAGCUGCGCAGGCAGCUGAGGGAGCAGCAGACACGCUGCCGGCGCCUGGCUCAUCUGGAAGCCACAUCCCAGAGUGAGCCCACAGAGCAAGCCCUGGUCCCCAGGAGUGGGGACAAUUGUGUGUCUGGGGAGAGCACCCAGGCUCUACAGAUGGCCAUGGAGAAGCUGCAGAGCCGCUUCCUGGAGGUCAUGCAGGAGAAGGUGGAGCUCAAGGAGCGGGUGGAGGAACUGGAACAUCGCUGCAUCCAGCUCUCUGGAGAGACGGACACCAUCGGAGAAUACAUUGCCCUCUACCAAAAUCAGAGGGCAGUGCUGAAGGAGCGCCACCGAGAGAAGGAGGAGUACAUCAGCCGGCUGGCCCAGGACAAGGAGGAGAUGAAGGUCAAGUUGCUGGAGCUGCAGGAGCUGGUGCUGCGGCUUGUGGGGGAGCGCAACGAGUGGCAGGGCAAGUUCCUGGCAGCAGCCCAGAGUCCUGCUGAGACUACCACUCCAGAGCCAGCAAGCCCCCAGGAAUUUGGAGCAACUGACAAGCAGGGUGACCUUCGAGAGGUGAGCCUUGCUGACAGCGUGGAGCCGGCACAAGGAGAGGCUGGGGCGGCUUCUCCCCCUGAGAACCACACUGCGCAGCAGAUCAUACAGCUGCUGCGCGAGAUCCAGAACCCCCAGGAACGCCUCGGCCUGGGCACCAACCCCUGCGUCCCCUUCUUCUACCGUGCCGACGACAAUGAUGAGGUUAAGAUCAUGGUCAUCUAAGUCGGAGGCCGGGGAGGAGGGGCCAGGGACUUUUCCCCCACCUGUCCCUUACCCCCCUGUCCCUGCCAUUCCUUCCCAGUUACCCUUUUACCCUUAGGACUAGCAAGUUAAGACCCCUAAUAAGGGGACAAACAGGUGCAGACCCUUUGCCACCUUGGCUAGGGCUGAGUCUUGAUUUCUGGACUCUUGCUCCAGAAAGGGAGCCAGAGGCUCAUAAUUUUCUAGAGGGGCAGGGCUCUAUGGUGGCCCCCUUGCCCUCACCAAGCAGUCCUUCAUUUAGGGGGCUCUAUCCUCUUACAAGAGGCACUUUGGGGCAGGCAAGUUGGGCAGCAUUUUCACAGCCCUUAAGAUGGGGCUCACUGUAGGUGGGGCUGGGGCAGAGUCUGGCGGGGGCAGUCCUCCAUUCAGCAGGGCUCCUGUCUUAGAGGCACUUUGGCAGGUCAGCUGGGCAGCAUUCUCAUGGGUCUUCAAACAUUUAGGGUCACUGAAGGCUAGGCGAGGGUAGCGUGGGCGCAGGCAGUCCUGAGGGCUCCCAUCCUCAGAAGUAUCUUGGGCAGGGCCACUGGGCAGCAUUCUCAGGCCUUGUGACAGUUGAGGCUAACUGUAGGCCAGGCAGAGCAGAGGCUGCUGGGGGGGUGGGCUCCCCUCCCCCAGUGUACAUAUUGUACCUGUGUAUCAUUUUGUAAAUUCUGGGGUAGGACUGCCCCCUGUAUCAUAGUUGGAGCUGGCAAAUGGAGAGAAGAGUCUAAUAAUUAUUUGGGAUUGGGAAACUUAUUUAUUGAUAGUAUAGGACAAAGGAAGGAGGCAGGAAUGGGGUUGUGGUGCCCUGGUGAUGCAGCUCCUGUUUAUUUUGCUUUUUAUUUCUGAAUAAAUGGAUUUAGCCAUACCGCU
This is a messenger RNA of Ictidomys tridecemlineatus (thirteen-lined ground squirrel), 4064 nucleotides long. RefSeq names its product golgin A2 (gene Golga2). Gene Ontology annotation, cellular component: Golgi apparatus; Golgi cis cisterna; cis-Golgi network. Gene Ontology annotation, biological process: Golgi organization. NCBI's taxonomy places the organism in Eukaryota, Metazoa, Chordata, Mammalia, Rodentia, Sciuridae. Gene Ontology annotation, molecular function: protein binding. The record is from RefSeq and is a predicted model, not a curated record.